AUGACUUUUGGUCGUUACAGUAGGGGGAAUCAAUUGGGAAGCUUUCAAAAAUAUACCACACUUUUCCUACCCACCGUAUGCGGCAUGCAAUUCUGUUGGUUACUGCCGGACAAGGCGAUGAAACUAUUUUGUACGGCUACCUCGCAAGCGGUCCUCGAAGGUCUCUUACAACAAUUCCCGAAUGUAAUAACCCGCCUCCUGCUGAAAUCCACACCUCUACAAACCGUUCUCUUUAUGAUCAAUAGUGCCAUCAUCUUACAUUUCAAACGUCUGAAAGUGUAUAAAGGAUUUUGGUUUAUGCAGCCAUAUGGAAUCGAAAAAUCGCCCUCCUUUUCCGUUACCCAUCAAGUGGAUUGGAAACCACGUGCCGAAUGUGUUCAUGGAAAAAUGAAAUGUUCCAAAUUUAUUUUGGAUGGCAUAAAAGUUGGCCUCACCUGUGGCAUACCCAUGGAUUUGCUGAAUGCUCUUUUGAAGGGUGGCGUACCCAAAGGUUGCAAGGGUAUACAUAAGGUUUUGCUGGCCAAACUCAAACAAUUUCGACCAAAUAUGGCGGGAUUUUUCUUGCUCUAUGGUGGUAUAUAUAGGAUCUCCUCAUGUUUGUUAUACAAAUACUAUGGUCAUUUGUCUCGUGAUUUGCAACACAUCUUGGCUGCCUUCCUUGGUGGUGCUUCAUACUUAUGGGUUAAUAAGGUCUCCUUCUUCACCUUGUCCACAGUUAUUGCCAUUCAGGCUUUGUGGCAAGAAUUCUGCGAUCGUAUGACCACGGCCAAGAAAACCUCGAAGAAUUUAGUUUUGAGACUACUGAAAGAUGUGUCAUUUUCCCACGUGAUCUUUACCCUGAAUAUGGGCUAUUUAAUACACAACUUCAUAAUGAAUUAUGAAGUAUUGAAUAGUUUGACGAGAGGAUUUUUGGAUGGACUCAGUUCAAAUCAGUAA
Molecule: messenger RNA, 936 nt
Organism: Musca vetustissima
Lineage: Eukaryota; Metazoa; Arthropoda; Insecta; Diptera; Muscidae
Exons: 5
Coding region: 1-936 (311 amino acids)
Source: RefSeq, a predicted model, not a curated record